CGGUGGCUGGCCAAGCUCCUCUCCUCUCUGUCCUGCUCUCCACUUGGCUUCCAUGAGUUUGAAUGAGGACAAGCCAUUCCUCCCUGGAAGAUGGGAAAUGCUUCAGACACAUCUGCUGUGUUUGCCUCCACCAUCUCCAAGGAGCACGACAUCCUCAUGGGUUCCCUCUACAGCAUCUUUUGUGUCCUCUCCCUCAUGGGCAACUGCAUUCUGCUCCUUGUUGCAUAUCACAAGCGCUCGACCUUGAAGCCAGCUGAGUUCUUCAUCAUCAAUCUCUCCAUCAGUGACCUUGGGAUGACGCUCUCUUUAUUCCCACUGGCCAUACCAUCAACUUUUACACACAGGUGGCUGUUUGGAGAAAUCACCUGUCAGCUCUACGCCAUGUGUGGAGUACUGUUUGGUCUGUGCAGCUUGACCAACCUCACAGCCCUCUCCUUAGUGUGCUGCCUUAAGGUCUGCUUCCCCAACCACGGGAACCGGUUCUCCUCGUCGCACGCCCGCCUCCUGGUCGUUGGAGUGUGGUGUUACGCGUCCGUGUUUGCUGUUGGGCCCUUGGCACAGUGGGGACAUUACAGUCCUGAGCCUUACGGCACGGCCUGCUGCAUUGACUGGCGUGCACCGAACCACGAGUUCUCGGCUUUGUCUUACAUCGUCUGCCUUUUCCUUUUUUGCUACGCGCUGCCCUGCGCCAUCAUCUUCCUUUCCUACACUUUCAUUCUGCUGACGGUGCGGGGGUCACGCCAGGCCGUCCAGCAGCAUGUGUCACCACAGACCAAGAUCAACAAUGCACACGCUCUCAUUGUCAAGCUGUCAGUAGCCGUAUGUAUAGGCUUCCUGUGUGCCUGGACUCCAUACGCCGUCGUGGCCAUGUGGGCUGCUUUCGGAGACGCCACACUGGUUCCUCCCGAUGCAUUCGCCCUCGCCGCCGUGCUAGCCAAAACGUCCACUAUCUACAACCCAAUGGUCUACCUGCUGUGUAAGCCCAACUUCCGCGAGUGUCUCUAUAGAGACACGUCCAUGUUGCGACAGAGGAUCUACAGGGGAAGUCCGCAGUCGGAGCCAAAAGCACAUUUCGGAUCGACCUCGCAGCGCAACAAGGACAUGAGCGUCUCCAUGCACUUCUCCAAUGGACAGCAGGAGAGCUACGGGGUGUGUCAUGUGACAACACCCCAAAGGACGGCCUGCGUCCUGACUGAAUCCACAUGCAGAGAGGUGACAGUUAGCCAGCUCUCUGACAAACCUCAGGCUGAUUUCCUCUAG
This is a messenger RNA of Cyclopterus lumpus (lumpfish), 1260 nucleotides long. RefSeq names its product opsin-5-like. Bases 91 to 1260 code for a protein of 389 amino acids. The transcript has 6 exons. Gene Ontology annotation, molecular function: G protein-coupled receptor activity. Gene Ontology annotation, cellular component: membrane. Gene Ontology annotation, biological process: visual perception; G protein-coupled receptor signaling pathway. NCBI's taxonomy places the organism in Eukaryota, Metazoa, Chordata, Actinopteri, Perciformes, Cyclopteridae. The record is from RefSeq and is a predicted model, not a curated record.